GGUUUUACGAUAAUUAAAUUAUUUAAUUAAUUACGUUAAUUUUCCUAAGAUUUCCAACCUUUCACUGCAAUUAGCCCCGAAAUUUCGCCAAAACUAUUGAUAGUUUAUGAAAAAUCCAAGUCUUCCAGAGUCUGUCAAGAAAAAAAAAUUGAAUCCAAUGAUGUGCAAUCGUGAAUUUUCGAUAUUUCCAAAAACCGGUGAAAUCUCCUUGUGCCAUCCCACUGCACCACUCAUUCAUAUCUCCAACAUUGCUCCGCAUUCCCAGAAAUCCACGAACAACAACUCCUCCCUUCCCCGUUGCAAUUCAAAUUUCAAGUAAUCUGCUGCAAUUCCGGCCAAAUGUAAUCAGAUCCCCUGAAAUACUGAGUCGCACUCCACCUCUACUCCAAGUAUUUCCCCUCCGGAAUGCAGUUGAACGAUAUUGCCGCUUGAUUUUAUACCCUCGAGUAUUCCCACAGCGGAUAAUCCUACCAGGAAGUGAUAACAUCGAUUCCAUAAGUGAUAACGAUUUGUUAUUUUUUUUUGUCGUUGGAAAGAUGGAGAAAAAAAUGAGGAGAGAGACGUCGAUUAGGAUCGCCGAUACCGUGGAUAAUACAUCGGGGAAAGUGUUUGAGUACAAUGUAAACAUGAGUGUCUCCUUAUCGAACAGCAAGAGAUCAAAGAUUUUCCAAAGAACCCAGAGUUUAGUUAUUGUUUUAAUGACUGUUGCAUUUUUUUUUAUAUUUUCACAACUGAAGAGGGAGGUACGGGUCUUGGAAGCACAGAUGAAUUCAAUGAAUUCGAACCUUGUGAUUCUCAUGUUGAGAUACGAAAGGUUGAACAGGAUAAAUCGGUGGAGCUAUCGAAACCCUCUGAUUCAUGUGGAAUCCCCGAAGCUCAUCAACGAAGAUUCUAAUGAAAGUGAAGAUGAUGAAGACAAUCUCUCGAGUAAGGGAUUAUUUCAACCGAGCAGAAUCGAGAGAUCGGUUGUCAUGGUUGACAGGAGUAAUUUAACUGACGUUACGAGUGACAAUCAGACACUUUGGAGUGAUGCACGUGGGGGAAGAUCUAAGAGGGAGGAGGUCAGAGGUAAACAACGAAGAAAGAUCAAACGGAGGCCUAAACGCAGUCGCAGGCGAUUGGGACCGUUGGUGGCUACAUUCGUCGGUGCUGUGCCUGAGCAACACGUCACAGAUACAGGUAUCUACAUCGGUCCUUGGGUGAAACGCAACGAGACUCGAUAUGGCUUCAAUAAAUUCCAUCUGGUCGAGGACAAAAGAUCCAUUGAAGUAACUGCCAAUGGACUGUACAUGAUCUCAGCUCAAAUAUAUUACUACGGGGAAAAAACUCAUUACUCUUACUGGAUUCUACUGAGUUCCGAGGGCUCAUCGACAACGCGGAAAGUUAUAAAAUGUGCAACUGUAUCAGCUGUUUCUGCCACUGAGGCUUCUUGCUACACUAGUGUUAUUCUGCCUCUCAGGAGAGGGGACAGGCUGCACAUACAGCAACAGGAACGUAAUCGGCUCAUUAAUUUGAGGGAGGGGCACAGUUACGUUCAGGUGACAUUACUAUCCAGCGAUCAGCAAAAGAGACGAUUGACCACAUGAUAUCAACUAGUCCUUCAUCGCCAUAAGCAUCUCGUUAUUUUUUAUGUUUAAGCGAUUUAUCUUUUGUAAUUAGGGAAGUAUGAGACGAGGAUUGUCUCGAUCAAUAGCUGAACGAUUUCGAACAGAAAAUGCACAAGUUCUUCCGGAGUAUUUACCCCUUCAUUUGUAAAUUCUAAUUAACGUACAAUUAUCCCUGAAAUCGACUCGUUCAUCUAUUGAUCAGAUCACCUCAAAGAUUUCUGUGGUUGUCAGCCAUAAUGAUUCAGCUGCAUUGUGAUUACCUCACCAUAAACGAGAAAACAUCAGUCAUUUUUUAAUUGUAAUUUUUAAUAUCUCCUUACGACAAUAACUCAAGUAUUAAGACUGUCAUGAGCACAGAAGAAUGGGUCGAACAACUUCUACGUCAUAUAUUUCAUUGAAAUAAUAACAAAACAGUUGACAAAUAAAGGCAUUUUUACCGUUCAA
Messenger RNA from Fopius arisanus, 2051 nucleotides. RefSeq lists its product as uncharacterized. The record is from RefSeq and is a predicted model, not a curated record. NCBI's taxonomy places the organism in Eukaryota, Metazoa, Arthropoda, Insecta, Hymenoptera, Braconidae. Bases 537 to 1586 code for a protein of 349 amino acids. The transcript has 7 exons. Gene Ontology annotation, molecular function: receptor ligand activity.